AUGGGAACGAAAAUAUCAAGACAACAUCAUCGAACAACUCUUGCACGUGAUAAUAUUUCCCGUAUUGCUAAUCAAGAAGUUCAAAAUUUUAAUGAGAUUUUUUCUUCAACGACUGCUGAAAUAUCUUUAGAACAAGAAAAGUCACAUAAUCAUUUAGCAACAAAAAAACAUCGUCAUGAUCCAAAUAUUCAAAAAGAAGCACUUAAUAUAAGAAAAAGUCAAUCAACUGGAAAUUUAUCUAGUACAACGCUUGUUUUUACAUAUCAACAAUUAUUAAAUAAUCAAAAACAACGAACACAUAGAAAUAAGGCAUCAUCAUCGCAAAAUCCAAGCAGGGUUCAUUCAGAUUCGACAACAAGUUUCGACCAAAUAUCUUCUUCAAAAUUGAAAAGAAAGAAAAUUCCAUAUAAUUCUCAACUUGAUGUCAUUGACUCAAAAGACUUAAAAUAUAUUCGUGAAAUUGGUAAAGGUAAUUUUGGUACUGUGUAUCAUGCUUUAUACAAAGGUACUUAUGAUGUUGCAUUAAAAACAUUAAAUAUUCAAGACGAAAAUCCUAAUAGAUGUUCUAUCUUUAAUGAUGAUGAUGAUUAUAUGCAUGCAAAUCUUUUACGUAUAAUUGGUGUAACAUUUUUUGAAAGUCAACAAUCAAGUUGGAUAACAGAUUUUAUGAGAAAUGGUUCAUGA
This is a messenger RNA of Adineta steineri, 684 nucleotides long. Lineage: Eukaryota; Metazoa; Rotifera; Eurotatoria; Adinetida; Adinetidae. The record is from the annotation of a GenBank genome assembly.